This is a messenger RNA of Pelecanus crispus (Dalmatian pelican), 1992 nucleotides long. The record is from RefSeq and is a predicted model, not a curated record. NCBI's taxonomy places the organism in Eukaryota, Metazoa, Chordata, Aves, Pelecaniformes, Pelecanidae.
GAGAUCCUGAAUACAGCUAUUCUCACUGGGAAAACAGUGGCUGUCCCUGUCAAAGUGAUCUCUGUGGAAGACGAUGGGACUGUGACUGAUCUUCUGGAAUCUGUGGAGUGCAGAUCUUCAGACGAAGAUGUCAUUAAGGUUUCUGACAGAUGUGACUAUGUCUUUGUCAAUGGGAAGGAAAUGAAAGGCAAAGUGAAUGUCGUAGUUAAUUUUACUUACCAGCAUCUGAGUGCCCCUUUAGAAAUGACAGUCUGGGUUCCUCGUCUCCCGCUGCAGAUAGAGGUCUCUGACACAGAACUAAAUCAGAUCAAGGGGUGGAGAGUCCCCAUCAUCUCUAAUAAGAGACCAGCCAGGGACAGCGAUGAUGAAGAGGAGGAUGAACGUAAGGGAAGAGGCUGCACCCUUCAGUACCAACAUGCGAUGGUGCGAGUCUUCACGCAGUUUGUAGCUGAAGCCUCGGACCCCGGCGGCCAGCUGAGCUAUUUACUGGGUUCUGACUGGCAGAUUGACAUUACUGACCUGGUGAGCGACUUCAUGCAGGUGGAGGAGCCAAGAAUCGCUAAGCUACAGGACGGACAGGUUUUGAUUGGGCAGGAGCUUGGAAUGACGACAAUUCAGAUAUUGUCCCCCCUUUCAGAUGCUAUCUUGGCUGAGAAGACAGUGACAGUUCUGGACGAGAAGGUGACAAUAACUGACCUGGGAGUGCAGCUGGUGACCGGAUUGUCGCUUUCUCUGCAGCUCAGUCCAGGAAGCAAUAAAGCCAUCUUUGCUACAGCAGUAGCACAAGAGCUGCUCCAAUCUCCAAAGCAGGAAGCAGCCAUCAGCUGCUGGAUCCAGUUCAGUGAUGGAUCUGUCAUGCCCCUGGAUAUUUAUGACUCCAAAGACUUCUCCUUGUCAGCUACAUCUCUGGAUGAGAAGGUGGUCUCCAUUCACCAUGACCCCAAAUUCAAGUGGCCCGUGAUUGCUGCUGAGACAGAAGGCCAGGGAACACUGGUGAAGGUAGAGAUGGUGAUCAGUGAAUCAUGCCAGAAAUCCAAAAGAAAGAGCAUCCUAGCUGUUGGAAGUGGUAGCAUUAAAGUCAAGUUUGGGCAGAGUGAUGCCAACCCUAACAUCAGUGACAGUAAACACAGGGGUGCUGGUGUCCACCUGGAAAAUCGUGCCAGUGACCGGCGUCAGAAAACCACUCUGCAGGAAAGAGCUGGGCUGGAUGGCCAAUAUUACAGCUCCUCCAUGGGCCACGAGCAAGGCAAAGGGACCACCACUCAAAGGUCUGUUUUAAGUAAAAAAGAAGACAGAGAAAGCCUCCUGGAUGAUGACAGUCAUCUGCAGAACAUCCCAAUAGACUUCACGAGCUUCCCUGCACAGGUGGAUCUGCCAAGAAAUGAUGGAGACUUGGAAGAGAAUGACCUAGUCCAGACCCCUAGGGGACUCAGCGAUCUGGAGAUAGGAAUGUAUGCUCUUCUGGGAGUCUUUUGCCUGGCAAUUCUGGUCUUCCUUAUCAAUUGUGUCACUUUUGCUUUGAAGUACAGAAACAAACAAGUUCCCUUUGAAGAGCAAGAAGGCAUGAGCCACUCUCAUGACUGGGUUGGGCUGAGCAACAGGACAGAACUUCUGGAGAAUCACAUAAAUUUCUCAUCCCAACAAGAUGAACAUAUCACAGCCAUUGACAGAGGAGUGGACUAUGAAGAGAGCAAAUAUCUCCUCAACACAAACACCGCCAAAAAUAUUAAUGGACAGUCUUUCAGGUCUACUGAGUCCACAUUCACUGAAGGGAAAGAACAGAAAAGUGAACCAACCACUUCUCCGACCUCUAAGAGGAAACGGGUUAAAUUCACCACCUUUACCACCAUCUCCUCUGAUGAUGGGUGUCCAACUGUCAACUCAAUCUUGAUGAGUAGCGAGGAUGACAUUAAAUGGGUCUGCCAGGAUAUGGACCUGGGGGAGUGCAAAGAACUUAAAAACUAUAUGGAGAGAUUACAUGAAAAUGUGUAA